Messenger RNA from Phoenix dactylifera (date palm), 5185 nucleotides. RefSeq names its product protein OPAQUE1. The record is from RefSeq and is a predicted model, not a curated record. Gene Ontology annotation, molecular function: ATP binding; actin filament binding; microfilament motor activity. Lineage: Eukaryota; Viridiplantae; Streptophyta; Magnoliopsida; Arecales; Arecaceae. Gene Ontology annotation, cellular component: myosin complex; actin cytoskeleton; membrane. Gene Ontology annotation, biological process: actin filament organization.
AAAUAUUUCGUCUCUCACCACUUUCCGCCAUUUCGUCGAUCCAUUUCUUUUUCCCUUCUACUUGGCGGGAAAGGGUACAACCUUUGCCCAUCUUCUCUCUCCCAUCUCUGGCUAGGGUUUCCAUGCUCCCAUCUUCUCUCUGUGUUUCUCUCUCUAAGGGUUUCUAGGAUUUUGAGGAGUUCUUCUGGGUGUCAGGGGGCCAAGAUGAGCUUCCGGAAGGGCUCCAAGGUCUGGCUCCAGGACAAGGAAUAUGCCUGGGUGGAGGCCGAAGUGAUCGGUGCCGGAGAUAAGCUCCUGAUGGUAGCCACAGCUCGGAGGGCGAAGAUUAUGGUUGGUCCGGAGAAAUUACUGCCUAGGGAUCCGGAUGAGGAUCUUGGAGGGGUCGAUGACAUGACGAAGUUGACUUAUCUCAACGAGCCUGGGGUUCUUUACAAUCUUGCAAGAAGAUACGCCCUCAAUGAGAUAUAUACAUAUACAGGAAGCAUCUUGAUUGCAGUCAAUCCAUUCACAAAGCUUCCUCAUCUGUAUAAUGAACACAUGAUGGAGCAAUAUAAGGGUGUCCGAUUUGGGGAGUUGAGUCCACAUAUUUUUGCUGUUGCUGAUGCAUCCUAUAGAGCUAUGAUGGAAGAGGGCCGCAGUCAGUCUAUUUUGGUUAGUGGAGAAAGUGGGGCAGGGAAGACAGAGACAACAAAACUUAUUAUGCAAUAUCUGACAUAUGUUGGUGGGAAGGCUGCUGUGGAUGAUCGAACGGUUGAGCAACAAGUUCUCGAAUCAAAUCCACUUUUGGAAGCAUUUGGUAAUGCAAAGACAGUUAGAAAUGAUAACUCAAGUCGCUUUGGAAAAUUUGUUGAGAUCCAGUUUGAUGGAAGUGGUAGGAUAUCUGGCGCAGCAAUUAGAACCUAUCUUUUGGAAAGGUCUCGUGUAGUGCAGAUUACAGAUCCGGAAAGAAACUACCACUGUUUUUAUCAAUUAUGUGCUUCUGGAAAGGAUGCGGAAAAGUACAACCUUGGUCAUCCAAGGAACUUCCACUACUUGAAUCAAAGCAAGGCAUAUGAAUUAGAUGGAGUGAGCAACGCUGAAGAAUAUUUGAAGACAAGGCGGGCAAUGGAUAUAGUUGGUAUAAGUCUUGAUAAUCAGGAAGCUAUAUUUCGCACCUUGGCUGCUAUUCUUCAUCUUGGUAAUAUUGAAUUUUCUCCUGGCAAGGAGCAUGAUUCUUCAAUUAUUAAAGACUCGAAGUCUAACUUUCACCUUCAAAUGGCUGCAAAUUUGUUCAUGUGUGAUCCGGAUCUUAUGCUCGCGACGUUGUGUUCUCGCUCCAUACAGACUCAUGAAGGAAAUAUUAUUAAAGCACUUGACUGUGCUGCUGCUGCAUCUAAUCGUGAUGCUUUAGCCAAGACUGUAUAUGCACAAUUGUUUGACUGGCUUGUUGAAAACAUUAACAAGUCUGUUGGACAGGAUUUGGAUUCCAAGAUACAGAUUGGUGUCUUGGACAUUUAUGGCUUUGAGUGCUUUAAAAAUAACAGCUUUGAGCAAUUCUGCAUUAACUUUGCAAAUGAGAAACUCCAACAACAUUUUAAUGAGCAUGUAUUUAAAAUGGAGCAGGAGGAUUACAGAAAUGAGGAAAUCAACUGGAGCUAUAUCGAAUUCAUAGAUAAUCAAGAUGUUCUGGAUUUGAUUGAGAAGAGACCAAUUGGAAUAAUCUCACUCCUGGAUGAAGCUUGCAUGUUUCCAAAGUCAACACAUGAGACAUUUUCUACCAAGCUGUUUCAGAGCGUCGGAUCACAUCCCAGAAUAGAAAAGGCAAAGUUCUCAGAAACAGAUUUUACCAUAUCCCACUAUGCUGGGAAGGUGACAUAUCAAACAAAUUCUUUUUUGGACAAAAAUCGAGAUUAUAUUGUUGUAGAACACUGCAAUCUUUUGUCUUCUUCACGAUGUUCUUUCAUAUCUGGUCUGCUUGCUUCACUUCCAGAGUCUUCAAGAUCAUCAUACAAAUUUUCUUCUGUGGCUUCGAGAUUUAAGCAACAACUUCAAGCCCUUAUGGAAACACUCAACUCAACAGAGCCUCAUUACGUACGCUGUGUAAAACCAAACUCUUUAAACCGUCCUCAAAAGUUCGAGAAUCAGAGUGUCUUGCAUCAAUUGCGAUGUGGGGGUGUCCUGGAGGCUGUUCGGAUAAGUCUUGCUGGUUAUCCUACUCGAAGGAUUUAUUCUGAAUUUGUAGAUCGGUUUGGACUUCUAGCACUGGAGCUCAUGGAUGGAAGUUACGACGAAAAAGUUCUGACCGAGAGAAUCCUCCAAAAGAUGAAGCUCGACAACUUUCAGUUAGGCAGAACUAAGGUUUUCCUGAGGGCUGGUCAGAUUGCAGCUUUGGAUUCUCGGCGUAAUGAGGUUUUGAAUAAUGCUGCAAGGUUUAUUCAGGGUUGUUUCCGAACAUUUAUUGCUCGCAAAGCAUUUAUUGCAACUAGGGAGGCUGCAGUUACUCUCCAAGCAUAUUGCAAGGGCUGUUUGGCACGAAGUAUAUAUGAAAUUAAAAGACAAAUAGCAGCAGCUGUGUUAAUUCAAAGACAUGGAAGAAGAUGGCUGUUACGCCAUGCCUUCUUGCAGGUUUACUCAGCAGCUGUUGUUAUUCAGUCUGGUAUUCGAGGUUUUCUCGUUCGCCAAAGAUUCAUCCGCAUAAAGGAGCACAGAGCUGCCAUGCUGAUCCAGUCAUGGUGGAGAAUGUGGAAGGCAUGCAUGGUUUUCCGGCAAUGCCGUUGUGCUGCAGUAUCUUUACAAUGUGCUUGGAGACAGAAACUGGCAAGAAGAGAACUUCGGAAGCUUAAAUUGGCUGCAAAUGAAGCUGGUGCACUACGUGAAGCAAAGAAUAAACUUGAGAAAAGACUAGAAGAUCUUACUUGGCGCCUGACUUUAGAGAAGAGGCUGCGGGUAGCUGGUGAAGAGUCAAAGUUAGUUGAAGUGUCAAAGCUUCAGAGGGCAUUGGAAUCAUCAAAUGCUGAUUUAAAUGCUGCUAAAUUGGCCACUGUUAAUGAACAUACUAAGAAUAUGUUGCUUCAGAAUCAGUUAGACUGCUCACUGAAGGAUAUAGCAACUUUACGGGGUAGUCUCACUGAAAUGACAGAACUAAAAAAAGAAAACCUCUAUUUGAAGAACUCAGUUGAAUCCCUGGGAAAAAGGAAUUCUGAAUUGGAGAACGAACUUCUUGAUGCUCGAAAAUGUAGCGAUGAUACCUUGGAGAAAUUGCGAGAUUCGGAAGCUAAAUGUAUACAGCUGCGGAAAAACUUGCACAACUUGGAGGAGAAGCUCUCAAAUUUACAAGAUGAAAAUCAUGUUUUGAGGCAAAAAGCACUGAGUGUAUCUCCCAUGAAGAGCCAUUCUGGGGUUCUGAACCCUUUUGCAGAGAAGCAUUCUGGUGUGCUUGCGCUUCCCAACAUUGACCAGAAGACUGUACCUGAAACUCCAACGCCUACAAAAUUUCUUGUUCCUCUUCCGCACAGCUUAACUGGUUCACGGAGAACAAGAAUACCUGUUGAAAGGCAUGAGGAACAUCAUGAACUCCUUUCAAGGUGUAUUAAUGAAAAUUUGGGGUUUCAAAAUGGUAAACCAAUUGCUGCUUGUAUCAUAUAUAAAUGCCUUCUUCAUUGGCGUGCUUUUGAGGCUGAGAGGACAGCUAUUUUUGAUUACAUAAUCGAGGCAAUCAAUGAUGCUCUAAAGGUGGACAAUGAGAAUGAUAUCUUUCCUUAUUGGUUAUCCAAUACUUCAGCACUUCUAUGCCUCUUGCAAAGGAACCUACGAUCAAAUGGGUUCCUUACUACACCUUCUAGACGUUCUGCUGGGUCUUUGAGUUUAAGUGGAAGGAUAGUACGAAGUCUAAAAUCUCCUUCAAAGCUUAUUGGACCAGAAGAUAGCAUGAUGCAUGUUGAUGCACGGUACCCAGCUAUAUUAUUUAAGCAGCAGUUGACAGCUUGCGUAGAGAAGGUUUUUGGAAUGAUCAGGGAUAAUCUUAAGAAGGAGAUCUUACCACUUUUGAAUCACUGUAUUCAGGCUCCAAAAUCUACUAGAGCAUCUGUUGGAAGGGCAUCUAAAUCACCUGGAGGCAUUUUGCAACAACCAUUGAGCUCUCAUUGGGAUAGCAUUAUCAGAUUCUUGGAUUCACUUAUGGACCGAUUACGCCAAAACUAUGUGCCUUCCUUUUUUAUCCGCAAACUCAUCACCCAGCUCUUCUCCUUCAUCAAUAUCCAACUUUUCAAUAGUCUACUGCUGCGGCGUGAAUGUUGCACAUUUUCUAAUGGAGAGUAUGUGAAGUCUGGGCUUGCAUUGCUGGAGAAGUGGAUUGCUGAUGUUACGGAGGAGUAUGCAGGAACCUCUUGGCAUGAGCUAAAUUACAUCAGACAAGCUGUGGGGUUUCUGGUUAUACAUCAGAAGCGGAAAAAGUCUCUUGAAGAGAUUAGGCAAGACCUUUGCCCGGCGUUAAGUGUACGGCAAAUAUACCGAAUAUGCACGAUGUACUGGGAUGACAAAUACAGUACGCAGAGCGUAUCAAAAGAGGUUGUUGCAACAAUGAGGGAUAUUGUUAACAAAGAUUCUCAGAAUCUUGUGUCAAAUUCUUUUUUGUUGGAUGAUGAUCUAAGCAUUCCAUUCUCCACGGAAGAUAUAUCAAAGGCUAUUCCUGCAGUUGAUCCUGCAGAUGUUGAAGCCCCACAACCUCUUCAUCAGCUUCCAUCUGCCCAGUUUCUAUUCCAGCAUCCUGAGGUCUCAAGUUAGAAACUGCUACAGUCAAAAUCCAACUCAUCCUAUUUUUGGUUCAUGGAGAUAUAUUGCUGCACAUUGCACUGCUAGAUAGAAAUGCCGGAGCAAUGGAUGAUCUGAAGCAAACAAAGAACUAUCGGCAGCAGCAAUAUUAAGUCUGUUGCUCCCAACAAUUCAGUUUUCAUCAAAGUAAACUUGUGAAAAUACCAAAACCCGGCCAAAUGAUAGGGUCGUGUAUCAUUAGUGUCAUCAUCUCCUGGCAUUUGCGUGGCUUAGGCCUGUUGUAAUACGAAUAUGGGGUCAUUAUUUUUUGUCAUGGCCAUGUUCCAUUCUAUUUCUGUUGUAAGUUCAGGGUUCAGGUAAACUGUAGCAGACUUUGUUGAAAUUAUGGUGAGUAACAAUAUUUCUCUAUCAAAGAGUUCAUUUAUUCAUGUGCCAA